AAGAAAGUUGUAUAUGUUGGAAUAAAUUGAUGGAGUGUCUGUUGGGUUUUGCAUCUUCUGUUUCAAGAGAUUUAGUGUGUGGAGCAUUAAAUCAAUUACGUUAUCCUUGUUGCUUUAAAAAUUUCGUCAAAAGGCUUGAAGAAGAAGAGAGCAAUUUGAUUAUAACGAAAGAUAGUGUCCAAAAAUUUGUUACGGACAACAAGAAACAAGCGAGAAAGCCCAGUGAAAUUGUGGACAAGUGGCUGGAAGAUGCUAUCAAUGAUGUACACAAUGUCAAUCAGUUGCUGGAAGAGGCAAGAACACAAAAACAUUGUUGCUUUGGGCACUGCCCAAAUUGGAUUUGGCGAUAUCAUGUUGGAAAAAAGUUAGCAAACAAAACUAUGAACCUCGAAAAGGUCAUUGAAGAGGGUAGAAAAUAUGUGCCAUUUGACCGCAUCGCUACGCUUCCUUCAAACACCCUUGAUAUGCUUUCAGAAAAAUGCAUGAAUUUUGAGAGUAGACAAUCUGCUUAUGAGCAACUACUUGAUGCAGUGAAAAAUAAUGAUGUUUCCAUGAUUGGGUUGUAUGGGAUGGGAGGUUGUGGUAAAACCACAUUAGCAAUGGAGGUUAGGAAAUUAGUAGAAGCAGAGCAUCUUUUUGAAAAAGUUCUUUUUGUACCUGUUUCUAGUACCGUGGAAGUUCGGAGGAUUCAAGAAAAAAUAGCAAGUUCACUGCAAUUUGAAUUUCCAGAAACCGAAGAAAUGCAGAGAGCCCAAAGAUUGUGCUCAAGAUUAACUCAAGAGAAAAAUGUUUUUAUAAUUCUCGAUGAUGUGUGGGAAAACCUUGACUUUGGUCGUAUUGGGAUUCCUUCAUCUGAACACCAUAAAGGAUGCAAGAUUCUCAUUACCAGUAGAUCAGAAGCAGUUUGUACUUUAAUGGACUGUCAAAGAAAGAUUUACUUGCCAAUUUUAACGAAUGAAGAAGCAUGGACUCUUUUCCAAAAUAAAGCACUUAUAACAGAAGCCACCUCUGAUACCUUAAAGGAAAUAGGAAGAUUAAUUUCCAAUGAAUGUAAAGGAUUGCCGGUUGCCAUUGCAGCUGUUGCUUGUAGUUUGAAGGGAAAAGCUGAGACGGAAUGGAGGGUUGCAUUGAAUAAAUUGAGACAUUCUAAGCCAAUAAAUAUUGAGAGAGGUUUGACUGAUCCCUACAAGUGCCUGCAGUUGAGCUAUGAUAAUUUAGAUACUAAAGAAGCUAAAUCACUUUUCCUGUUGUGCUCUGUGUUUCCUGAAGAUUUUGAAAUUGAAAUUGAAAUUUUAACAAGAUGUGCAAUAGGAUUAGGUGUAGUUGGAGAAGUUGACUCAUAUGAAGAGGCAAGGAGUGAAGUGAUUGCAGCUAAAAUUAAACUUGUUAGUUGUUGUUUAUUGUUGGAUGCAGAUGAUGAAGGUGUCAAAAUGCAUGACAUAGUUCGUGAUGUGGCCCACAUAAUAGCAAAAGAUGAGAAUAAGAUUAUCAAGUGUGAAGUGGAGAAAGAUGUUAGAGUGGAACAAAAUUCAGUUAGAUAUCUAUGGUGUGCGAAACUUCCAAAUGAUUUGGAUUGCUCCAAUCUUGAGUUUUUAUGCUUACGGACAAAGAUGAAAGAAUUUGAUGGGAUUUUCAAAAGAAUGGGAAUGCUCAAAGUUUUGAUUCUUGUCAACAAUGAGUAUGGAAGAAGACCAUUGUUAACAAUAUCUUUCGAAACAGUAACAAAUCUGCGUUGUCUAUUCAUUGAGAAUUAUGAAUUGAGCGACUUCUCAUUUUUUGGCGGUAUGAAGAAUCUUCAAAGUCUCUCGUUAUAUAAUUGUUCACUGCCUUCAUUUCCUGAAUUACAAACCGAUGUUGCGAUUACACUAAAAUUGUUAGACUUAAAUGGAUGUAACAUUAAAGUGAAGAAUUUUGAAGUGAUUAAAAGAAUCCCGCUUUUGGAAGAGUUGUACAUCAUUGAAAUUGAAGGAGAAUGGGAUGCUAACAGUGAAGAGUUGUACAUUAUUGAUAUUGAAUUCUUUAAGACGUUUAGCAUUCCCGAAACACUGCAAAGGUAUGGAAUUGUAUUAGGGUCUCGUUACUUUCAUCAUUAUAGUGAUGCAGAUAUUUACAUUCAUGGCAGAACUUUAUUACUUAACCAUUUUGACAUAUCAAAUGAGGUAAUAAAGGGUUUGGCAAAAAGAGCAAAGGAUCUAUUUGUGGCAACUAUUCAUGGAGGUGCAAAAAAUAUCAUCCCUGAUAUAUUUCAAAUUGAAGGAGGAGGUUCGGAUGAGUUGAAUAAGUUGGAGAUACAUAAUUCUGAAGAGUUAGAAUGUUUGAUUGACACUCGUAGUCACUCGAGUGAGGUGGUAACUCUCUUCUCCAAGUUGCAUACGCUUCGAAUUGAGAACAUGAGAAAUCUAAGAGUUAUAUGGCAUUGUUUUCUUCCUACCAAUGGACAUUUUGAGAACUUAGAGAAGUUUCAUUUAAGUGAUUGUCCACGGUUGACAUUUCUCUUCACAUAUGUGCUUGCUCGAAACUUUGUAAAAUUGAAAAUAUUACAAAUAUCUGGAUGUGAUGAACUGAAGUAUAUAUUAGCAGAUGAUGACAAAACGGAGGAAGGUGAAGAUGAAUUCACCACAGGGCAUCCUGUAAAAAUUUUACAAAAUCUGCAGGAUGUACAGAUAAAUAGCUGUCGAGAAUUAAAACAUAUAUUCCCAGCCAACAUUGUUGGAGGCUUAACUCAAUUGAAAGUUCUCGAGAUAGAAGAAUGUGACAUGCUAGAUCAAAUAAUUGGAGAUAUUGUUCCAUCAACAGACGGUGAUAAACUAAUAGAGGAAGGAACUCUAUCCAGCCCUGGAGGCCUUAAGAUAAAACGUUGUGGGAAGUUAGGCUCAAUUUUUACAGCAUCUAUAGCUAAGAACUUGACUUCUUUGGAAGAAUUGUACAUACGAGGGUGCAAAAGUUUGAAGGAUAUAGUAACUCACGAAAGGGUCAACAAAAAUCAGGAGGAAAGCAUUGUUGAGGAUGAGCCUGAUUGUCAGAGUGAUAUUUCAAUCUUCCAAAGUUUGAAAAAGCUACAUAUCAAUGAAUGUGAGUUAUUGGAGGGUAUAUUCCCUGUUUCUUUUGUUGGAGAAUUGAAUGAUAUAACAAAUAAACAGGCUGCUGAUUUGAAAGACUUCUCUAGUCGAAAUAAUACUCAAAUUGAGCUUCCUGCUUUACAAGUACUUGAACUUCAUCGUAUUCGGAACAGAACCGUUGUUGGUAGUUAUGAUGUGAUAUGUCCAUCUUUAAGAACACUAUCAUUGGAUAUUGGGAGAUCUGUUGGGUUUUUCAACAUAAAUUGUUCAAGCGAUGCUUCAGAAGCUACAAAAAGGGAUUCUAUUGCAAUCAAGAUAUCGAACUCAGAUUUUGAUCCGCCGGUUGAAAUUGUUGAAUGUCUUUCAAAACAACCACAUGGUUUGAACUUGAUUAUGACACACAAUAUUAGAGAGAUUGAACUGACAGGCUUUGAUAAGGUAAAGUACCUUUUUAAACUGUCCAUUGCUUCAUCAUUGACGAUGUUGGAAAUUUUGAGAAUUAAGGAAUGUCUUGGACUUGUGUACAUUAUAGACACUGAUGAUGAAUAUGGCAAAGAGAAUAUGAAAGCUAUCUUUCCCAACUUAAAAGAGCUCUCAGUGUAUAAGUGUUUCCAAUUGAAAUAUAUGUUAAGGCAAUAUGACGUAGCUAAUAAGGAUUAUAAGGAGAUUCAUAUUCAAUUCUCAGCAUUGGAAAUACUCUCUCUUCGGAAUCUACCAAAGUUUGUUAGCAUUUGUUCUACCAACAAUCUCAUUGUGACGUGGCCAUCUUUGAAGGACUUUGAGUGUUACGAAUGUUUGUAUCCGUUUUACGGUUCAAGAGAGCCUAUUAUCACAAGUACGAAGGAUCCGAAAGGGAUUCAGAACCAUCUCCCCACUUUGCAAACUCUAUACAUAACGCAUUCUGAUGCAGAACGUAUUUUUUGUCUUAAUGAACAUGAAAUGAUUGGCCAACAAGUGAGUUUAAGGUUAGAGUACUUGAUGUUAGAAUCUCUACCUCACAUGACUUAUAUUUGGGUGGGUCCCAACAAUUCGCUUACUCUCCAACACCUUACCACAUUAGAAAUAAUGAAAUGUGAAAAGUUGGAAGUAAUCUUUCCAAAGUCUGUUGUAAGAUCCUUACCAGAGUUGAAGCACAUAAUCAUAAGAGAGUGCAUGGAAUUGAAGCAGAUCAUGGAAGAAGACGAGUCAAAUCUUCUUCGUAUAGAUGGAGGCUGUGAAGUAGAGGACAUUAUUGGAUGUGAUAAAGAAGCUUCAAACAAUUAUUUUGCCUUCCCAAAUCUUGAAAAACUAGAAAUAGUUGAAUGUGCGAAAUUGGAAAUAGUCUUUCCAAAGUCUGUUUUAAGAUGCUUACCAAAGUUGAAGCUUUUGACGAUUAAAGAAUGCAAAGAAUUAAGACAAAUCAUUGAAGAGGGUGUGGAGGAUAAAAAUUUGUCUAACCUUGUUUCUCCUCAACCAUGCUUCCCAAAACUAGAAGCAUUGCAUGUUGAUGAUUGUCACAAGUUGAAAAGAUUAUUCUCUGGAUCUGCUUCUAAUGACCUUCCCAAUCUUCAUCUUCUGGCCAUAAAUGGAGCCAAUGAACUAGAAGAGCUUGUUGGAUUUAAACAAGUUAGGAUUAAAGUUGAGCUUCCAAGACUCAAACUUUUAAUAUUUACGCUUCUGGAAAACUUCAGUCAAGAGAUUGAAUUGCAUAAUGUAAAGAAUUGCAUUGUCUAUAAAUGUCCAAAACUCUCUUUGACUUCAACAACUACAUUUCAGAAGCUCCUUGAAGAUUUUCCUCGCAAAGAUUUCGUAAACACUGAAGUUGGUAGUUGGGAAUUUGAAGCCAUAGUAAGAUCCAUAUACCGCCAUUCAACUAUUAAUGAUAGCAGUGAGUUCACUUCAUCAGAGAAGAUUGAGGACGUAGGAAAUGAGAGCAUUAAAUCUUCAUCCACUGGAGUUGAAGACAUUGGCAUUGGAGGUGCUGUUGCAACUCACAUUGCCAAGGUAGUUGAACAAGAUGAUAAGAUGAAUGAAGGCAAGCCAGGAAUAGUGGCAAGCCAAGGAAUCCAAGUACAAGAAGGGUUGAACCUUUUGCAUGAACAAGAAGGAAUAUAUGUUGCUCUUAACAACAACAAUGACAUUUCUUCAGCUUCUGCAGAUAUCCGUACAAGAUUGGGAGCAUAUAAACAUUUUGUUGAUCUGGAUGAUGCACACAUUUCUCUUCUGGUGGAGGCAAUAACAACAUAUCCUCAUCUCUGGAAUGCUUCCAAGAAGUUUAGUGAGCGCUUUCAAGCUUGGAGGUUCAAAAUUUUGGCAGAUAUGUUGCUGUUCCUUCAGAAGGAAAGUGACGAUAGUGUUAUUCCUCAAAGAGAAAAAGAGUUCGAUAAACUAUGUGAAGAAGCUAUUGAAAUUGGAUUUGAGAGUUCAUGGGUAGAGGAAAUGCGUCAACGUGUUGUGGCGAGGGAUCCUAAGCUGGAAGAAAUGCGUCAACGUGUUGUGGCGAGGGAUCCUAAGCUUGUCAGAAUGAGGUGGCCACUACUCUUGUUUCCAAAAUUUCUGAGGCAGAGAAUUUCUACAAUGAAGCUCAACUGAAGGAAGUUGUUUUGAAGGAACAAAUAAAAGUUUAUGAGGCUGCCUUAUCAUCUUUGGAGAAGGAAAAGAAUAAAUGCAUUGCGGAAACUAUAGGAUACAAAAAGGAGCUUGAAAAUGUGAUGAAGGAUAGAUCUCAAAUGUUGGAAGAUAAAAGAAAAGUUGAGCAAGAGUUGUUUGACGUCGCUUACAAAUGGUCAAAUUUGUGUAGUGAAUAUGAGCUCAAUCGCAUGGCUGCUACAAAUAUCCAGUAAGGGUUUUCGUUGUUCAUUGUUAUUGUUAAGGUUGCUCUCAUCAACUACUUUCAAUUUACUUCCUAUAUUUUAAUUGUUUCUUUUUGUUGUAUGUCUGUUGUCUUGUUUGCUGCUGAGUGUUACGAAAAAUCAAAGAGGCUAUUUGUUCUUUUAUGUAACUUAAUAUUAUUUUUCCUUUAGACCUAA
This is a messenger RNA of Vigna angularis (adzuki bean), 6067 nucleotides long. RefSeq lists its product as uncharacterized. NCBI's taxonomy places the organism in Eukaryota, Viridiplantae, Streptophyta, Magnoliopsida, Fabales, Fabaceae. The transcript has 7 exons. The coding region runs from base 30 to 5630 and encodes 1866 amino acids. The record is from RefSeq and is a predicted model, not a curated record. Gene Ontology annotation, molecular function: ADP binding.